AAAAACUGAAUUAUAUGUUGUUUGGAUUCAGUUUGGAUUGGAUUGGAUUUCGUUUAUUUGGAUUCAGUUUGGAUUAGAUUGGAUUUCGUUUAUUUGGAUUCAUAUGUUGUUCAUGUGUGCGUGUGAAAAUUACGGCAACAAAAACUGAAAUAUAAAAGGAAGCCGAGAAGUCACGACUGAUUCAUCUGUUUUGAUGGAGGUCCCAACACCCACUACCACCACCGCCGCUGAUGCCGCCAUCACCACCUCUGCGCCGACAAAGACCGACCCCACUCCACCGCUUCCGGCGCUGGAGACAAUUCCUCCGCCGUCCGAUCCCAAAAAGUCACCGGAUUUCGUCACCGUCCCCAGCUAUUCCCGUUGGUUCAAAUGGAAUGAGAUUGACGAUUGCGAGGUGCGGCAUAUGCCGGAGUUCUUCGAGGGGAAUUCAGCUUCAAAGAACCCUAAUGUUUACAAGUAUUACAGAAAUGCCAUUGUUAGCAAUUUCAGGUCUAACCCUUCUAAGAAGCUCACUUUCACUGAGGUCAGGAGGUGGCUCGUCGGAGAUGUGGGGUCCAUUCGCCGCGUCUUUGAUUUUCUUGACACGUGGGGCCUCAUCAAUUACUCCCCGCCCUCCGGUAAGCCGCCUUUUAAGUGGGAGGACAAGGAGAAAGAGAAGGAGAAGGACCGAGAACCCGCCGCUGUACCUUCUGCUGGGGCUGCUACUACUGCUGCUGGGAAUUCCAAUAUUCGGAAAUCUAACAAAAUGUGCAGUGGUUGUAAAGUUGCUUGCACUAUUGCCUGCUUUGUUUGUGAUAAGCAUGACCUGGUGCUCUGUGCAAGGUGCUAUGUUCGUGGCAAUUACCAGGUUGGUGUUAAUUCUUCAGAAUUUAGACGGGUUGAGAUUAGUGAACCAGUGAAGACCGACUGGACUGACAAAGAAACUUUACAUUUGUUGGAAGCCGUUAUGCAUUAUCGUGAUGACUGGAAGCGUGUGGCUGAACAUGUUGGUGGUAGAACUGAGAAAGAAUGUAUUGCUCGUUUUAUCAAGCUUUCUUUUUGGGAAAAAUUUGCAGAGCCUGCAGGUAUGGGUGAGGAAGAAAGCAUGUCAAGUAAGGGCCAAGUGGAUGCUGAAUCUGGUACAGAACCCCCUGCAAAGAAAUUGCAUCUUUCACCACUUGCUGAUGCUAGCAACCCAAUAAUGGCUCAGGCUGCAUUCUUGUCAGCUUUGGCUGGUAUUGAGGUUUCCGAAGCUACUGCUACAGCAGCAGUGGCAACUCUAUAUAACACAGACCGUCUAAUAAGCAGCAGCAAGGGCAGUGGUCAAUUGCAGGUCCAUUCGAUGAAAGUGCAAGAUCCUGCUAUAGAAGCCAGUGGUGGCAUAAUUUGUACUCCAGAAGAAGCUCGUGUAGAGGCGGAGUCCUUGCUUAAGCAGGAAGAAGACGAGUUUUUAAAGUCAAUAGCUGUCAUUAUCGAAGAUAAGAUGAAAGAGAUCCAAGAUAAGAUAGAUCGUUUUGAAGAAAAGGAUUUGCAAUUGGAAAGGGAACGACAUCAAUUACAGCAAAUGAAGCACCAGCUUUUUAUAGAUAAGCUCACUCUUUUAUUUAACAAGGCUGCUGCUUCUAAAUCUGCAGAAAAUUUUACAGAAGAGAUUGUGAGAACAGAAUUGCCUUCAUCUAGAUAGCUCAGUCAUUUUGUGUAGUUGCAACGUGUAAAAUUCGUCAAAGCCAUGGUAGCUAAUUGUUUCUUGCAGUUUAAAGUAGAUGAAUAUGUUACAUGUAAUUUAGGAAUCAUUUGAAUUUCGCUCUUAUAUUAAGUAGAAACAUUAGUAAAGUGUUGUACACUUGGAGCCUCCUCUUAUGUGAAAUGAAGUAGUUAGGCUAAUAUGUUAGCCACCUAACAGUCAAUAAAAUAAAAUAACUAUGGACUCAAAAAAAGAUAUAUUUAAUUUUUUUUUUCCUAA
Molecule: messenger RNA, 1942 nt
Organism: Chenopodium quinoa (quinoa)
Lineage: Eukaryota; Viridiplantae; Streptophyta; Magnoliopsida; Caryophyllales; Amaranthaceae
Product: SWI/SNF complex subunit SWI3B-like
Exons: 6
Coding region: 194-1663 (489 amino acids)
Molecular function (GO): protein binding
Source: RefSeq, a predicted model, not a curated record